This is a messenger RNA of Oikopleura dioica, 648 nucleotides long. The record is from the annotation of a GenBank genome assembly. NCBI's taxonomy places the organism in Eukaryota, Metazoa, Chordata, Appendicularia, Copelata, Oikopleuridae.
AUGUCGAACUUCAGCUCAGCAUACGACAAGCUCUUCAUUGCACGAAAGAAGCCAGAUCUCAUCCACGAGUACAUCAGAGUCCUUGUCACGGAGAAGCAGAGACUUGAGGGUCUUUUAGAGCAAACAAAUCAAGCUCUAGAAAAAGCGACGAGCGAGACGACGCUUCCACGAGUCACCGAUUGCGGUGAAAACGAGCCCGUCCUGGAAGACGUGAGCUCCGACGAGGAAAACUGCGACGAUAUUCACACCGACUCAUCGGAAGCCGGCUCCGAAAUCAACGACAGUGAUGCAUCUGAUCCUGAUUUCUUCACGAAUAACGAUUGCGCCAUGCCUUGCAUGCAUCAGUCUCACUACAUUUGGCUCGCCCGAAGAACCGAGCGGCUCCGAGCAUCUUGCCCCGAGGGCUCGUGCCCAUACGCCACCGAGUUCACCCCGUACCAGCACCCGCUCUACAGAACCUCGAACAACUCUUACGGCGCCUACCCGAUGCAGCGAGCUCUUGCUAACCGACAUCAUCACGGAAUUGUCCCGCUCUUCUCACUCCCAAUGCACCAGAUCAUGUCAAACUUGGACGGACACAUCUACGCAGGCCACGGAUUCAACACAUCCAUCGACAGGAGCAAAGUUUACGAUCAACCACGACUGUAA